AUGUCGAAUAAAGACGUCCAUACUGAGUACAGCAAGAUCAUCCUCAAGGCAGGCGGCUGGGUUUGGCUCAGUUGGGUCGGGACAAUCGAGUUGCAGUUGAGCAGGUCGAAGGGCCAGUGUCAAUCGCCCAUCAAUCGCGUUGGACUUUCCCAAGACCUGCUGGCCGACAAGGCCGUCCAUGCCUGGGUUUCCACCACCUCGGCAGAGCCGCUGCAGAUGCAGGUGACGGAGCCGAUCGUCCUUUUCCUGAGUCUCUACGUGGCGCUGAAUUUCGGCAUCUUGUACAACUUCUUCCCUGCGGUCCCCCUCGCCUUCAUCGCCAUCACCGUCAGCUGUCUCCUGGCCACGGCUACGAACGUCAGCGUCGAUCUGGCUCUGCAGAGAAGAACGCAUACGGUACCACUGGCGCCGCUACAGUCACGCUCGAGGCAGCUCGAAGACAUCCUCUGGCCAGCGAUAUUUGGCAGCGUCGGGAUCCCAAUCGGCCUGUUCUGGUUCGACUGGACGGUUCGGAGUGACGUCCACCGGGCGAGUCCCGUCUGCGCACUGAUCCCCUUUGCCUGGGGCAAUCCCUGUGUCUUUGCCUCUGCUAUCAGCUACCUGGUCAACAUUUACGGGCCGACGUAUGGUGCCUCGGCCACGGCCGCCAACGCGUUUGCUCGGUACGGCUUUGCGGCCGCGUUUCCCCUUUCGCCGUGCAGAGUAGGUCAGCUCUUGGAGCCCGAGUAG
This is a messenger RNA of Fonsecaea monophora, 729 nucleotides long. RefSeq lists its product as hypothetical. Gene Ontology annotation, biological process: transmembrane transport; spermidine transport; spermine transport. Gene Ontology annotation, molecular function: spermidine transmembrane transporter activity; spermine transmembrane transporter activity. The coding region runs from base 1 to 729 and encodes 242 amino acids. Lineage: Eukaryota; Fungi; Ascomycota; Eurotiomycetes; Chaetothyriales; Herpotrichiellaceae. The transcript is spliced from 4 exons. The record is from RefSeq and is a predicted model, not a curated record.